Messenger RNA from Telopea speciosissima, 1881 nucleotides. Its product is annotated as subtilisin-like protease SBT4.3. NCBI's taxonomy places the organism in Eukaryota, Viridiplantae, Streptophyta, Magnoliopsida, Proteales, Proteaceae. The record is from RefSeq and is a predicted model, not a curated record. The coding region runs from base 97 to 1881 and encodes 594 amino acids. Gene Ontology annotation, biological process: proteolysis. The transcript is spliced from 9 exons. Gene Ontology annotation, molecular function: serine-type endopeptidase activity.
AGCUCUGCUAGAGAAUCCUUAGUUUGCAGCUAUAGAAAAAGUUUUAAUGGAUUUGCAGCUAAGCUCACAGAACAAGAGCAAGGAAAGCUAAGAGGCAUGAAAAAUGUAGUCUCUGUAUUUCCAGGCAGAACCCUUCAACUUCACACAACAAGAUCAUGGGAUUUCUUGGGUUUCCCAAGCACAGUAAGAAGAAUGCCCACCAUUGAGAGUGAUGUCAUUAUUGGCAUGAUUGAUAGUGGAAUCUGGCCUGAAUCUGAGAGCUUCAGUGAUAAUGGGAUCAGUCCUCCUCCGAGUAAAUGGAAGGGUAUUUGCCAAAACAUCACCUGUUACAGUUACAAAUCCGACAAUAAAUACGCGGAAGACGAAGAGAAGUCCCCCCGUGAUAUUGAAGGACAUGGAACCCACACUGCUUCUACAGUAGCAGGUGUUGAAGUUAAACAUACAAGCCUUUUUGGCAUUGCUGAAGGGACUGUAAGAGGAGCUGUUCCCUCUGCAAGGAUCGCUGUCUAUAAAGUUUGUUGGAAGGAUGGUUGCGCUGAACAUGAUAUCCUGGCUGCAUUUGAUGAUGCAAUUAAAGAUGGUGUUGAUAUCUUAUCAGUUUCUCUUGGGGGUCCAGGUGCUAUAGAUUUCAUGAGAGAUGUUAUUGCAAUUGGAGCAUUUCAUGCAAUGGAGAAAGGGAUACUUACCUCUACAUCUGCCGGAAAUCUUGGACCAGAAAUAGCCACUAUCAUUAAUCUAGCCCCAUGGAUGUUAACUGGACACACUAUCAACACUUUCCAAACUGAGAAAAAGGCAUCCCCAAUUAUAUAUGCAGGUGAUCAUGCUGCACAUAACUCUGGCACUGAAGAUGCAAGGGCAUGUAACCCUGGCUCCUUGGACAAAGACUUUGUGAAAGGGAAGAUUGUCUUCUGCAAUACAUUCUCUGAUGAUGAUACUAUAUUUAAUGAUACAACCUUUUCUUAUCUUUUACCGGCAACGGCCAUCAGCAUUGCAGAUGGCAAAAAAUUAAAGCUCUAUUUGAACAGUACCAGAAUCCCCAUGGCAAAGAUUUACAAAAGUCAAGCAAUUCAUGAUCCUAAAGCUCUACAUGUGGCUUUAUUUUCUUCUAGAGGAUCCAACACUCUUUCACCAAAUAUCCUCAAGCCAGACUUAAGUGCUCCGGGUGUAGACAUAUUGGUAGCAUGGUCUCCGAAAGCCAUUGUUUCAGGUGAUAUUGGUGACAAGCGAUCCGUAAUGUAUAACAUUAUAUCUGGAACAUCAAUGUCUUGCCCUCAUGCAACUGGUGCUGCUGCCUAUGUCAAAACAUUUCACCCCUCUUGGUCCCCUGCCACAAUUAAAUCUGCUCUCAUGACAACAACUUCUCCCAUAAAUCCAUCAUAUCAUAGAGAGACUGAAUUGGCUUAUGGUGCUGGUCAAAUUGAUCCAAUAAAGGCUGUCAAUCCAGGUCUUGUGUAUGAUACCUUGAAACCUGACUAUAUACAAGGUUUGUGCAACUUGGGUUUCAAUCCAGAUUAUAUUAAGAUCCUUGCUGGAGACAAUGUUACUUGUGUCAAGCAAAAUGGAACCGACGCUCUUUUAAACUACCCUUCAAUGGGUGCUUCGGUUACUGUCGGAUGGGACAUCGAUUGGUUUUUUCCGAGGACAGUAACGAAUGUCGGCUUUCCAAAUUCUACAGACAAGGUGACGGUUGGACCACAAAAACGACUAAAUGUUACUGUUAAUCCCAAUGUUCUAUCUUUUAAGUCGUUGAAUGAGAAGAAACAAUACACUGUACAUGUUACCAGGGCUGGAAUUACCAAAUAUACAACCAUCUCUACAUGGUUGUUGUGGUCUGAUGGGAUACAUAAUGUAAGAAGUCCCAUUUCCUUCUGGGAUACAUAA